AUGAAGACAGAGGUUCUAUUUUGUAUUAUUGUUUCGGUGGCGAUGAUGGUGGGGCUUGCUAACGCCCAAAGUACUACAAGCACCACGGCAGCCCCCACAACAGAAUCUCCGUCAGUUCCCCAAUGGUCAUGGACGGAUUUCUUUAAGUUUUUCAACAGUAGCAGCAGUAAUGGAAACAAGUUUUACUUUUUCUUCUGAAGCUAUUUUUGCGCUUUUAUAUCCCGAGAAAAAAUCUUUAUACACCUGUGUGUUGAUUUACUUGGCCAAAUAAAAAAUAAAGACUAUUAGA
Messenger RNA from Drosophila ficusphila, 289 nucleotides. RefSeq lists its product as uncharacterized. NCBI's taxonomy places the organism in Eukaryota, Metazoa, Arthropoda, Insecta, Diptera, Drosophilidae. The record is from RefSeq and is a predicted model, not a curated record. Bases 1 to 198 code for a protein of 65 amino acids. The transcript has a single exon.